Neoarius graeffei (lesser salmon catfish) is the source of this 3113-nucleotide messenger RNA. RefSeq names its product E3 ubiquitin-protein ligase TRIM16-like. Gene Ontology annotation, molecular function: zinc ion binding; protein binding. Lineage: Eukaryota; Metazoa; Chordata; Actinopteri; Siluriformes; Ariidae. The record is from RefSeq and is a predicted model, not a curated record. The transcript has 6 exons. The coding region runs from base 25 to 1740 and encodes 571 amino acids.
CUGUCAGUCUGCGAUUUCAGGAAAAUGGCUGAGGCCAGUAUUUCAGUAGAUCAGCUUUCUGUGGACCAGUUCAUGUGUCCAGUGUGUCUGGAUCUCCUGAAGGAUCCGGUGGCUAUCUCCUGUGGUCACAGUUUCUGUAAGGUGUGUAUUAAUGGCUGCUGGGAUCAGGAGGAUCAGAAGGGCGUCUACAGCUGUCCUCAGUGCAGAGACACUUUCACGACAAGGCCUGUUCUACGCAGAAACAACAUGCUGGAUGAAGUGGUGGAGAAACUGAAGAAGACUGAAGUCCAAGCUGCUUCUCCUGCUCACUGUUACGCUGGACCUGGAGAUGUGGAGUGUGAUUUCUGCACCAGGAGAAAACACAAAGCCGUCAAGUCCUGUCUGAUGUGUUUGGCUUCUUAUUGUGAAACUCAUCUGAAACCUCAUCAGGAAGCUCCUGUUUUGAAAAAACACACAUUAAUAGAAGCCUCAGCAAAACUCCAAGAGAAGAUCUGCUCUGAACAUGGUGAAGUGCUGAAGAUCUACUGUUGUACUGAUCAAACCUGCAUCUGUUAUUUGUGUACGAUAGACCAUCACAAAGGUCACGACACCGUCACAGCCGCAGCAGAAAGAGCUGAGAAACAGAGUGAGUUAAAGGAGGAGCAGAUGAAAUCCCAGCAGAGAAUCCAGGAGAAGCAGAAGAAGGUGCAGGAGCUGAAACAGGCUGUGAACACUAUAAAGCUCAGUGCACAGACAGCAGUGGAGGACAGUGAGAGGAUCUUUACUGAGCUGAUCAGCUCCAUGGAGAAAAAGCGCUGGGAGGUGACGGAGCUGAUCAGAGAUCAGGAGAAGGCUGAACUGAGUCGAGCUGAACGACUCCUGGAGCAACUGGAGCAGGAGAUUGCUGAUCUUCAGAGGAGAGUCACUGAGCUGGAGCAGCUUUCACACACACACGAUCACAUCCAUUUCCUCCAGGUAACACUCACUGUUUUAGCUUCUGGACGUCAGUCUCCUACAUUGAACAGACCAUUAUUUCACACAUCCAGCGUCACUGUCCAUCAACAUCUCUCAUUUGAUGGAGUGAGGAAUUCUCUCUCAGAUCUGAAAAAGAGACUCGAGGAAUUCUGUGAGGAGGAAUUCAACAAAAUCCCUCCACAUGCUGCAGCAGUUCAGAUCAUUUCAGAACCAGAACCACAGAGCAGAGAAGAAUUUCUGAAAUAUUUCUGUUAUCUGACUCUGGAUCCCAACACGGCAAAUUAUAACCUCAUUCUGUCUGAGAAGAACAGAGCGGUGAGAUGGAGUGAGAGAGAGCAGCGUUACUCUGAUCAUCCAGAGAGAUUUGAUUCCUGGCAGCAGGUGUUGUGUAAGGAGAGUGUGUGUGGACGCUGUUACUGGGAGGUGGAGCGGAGCGGUGCUGGUGGUGUGGAAAUAUCAGUCUCAUAUAAAGACAUCAGCAGGAAAGGAGAGGGUGAUGAGUGUCGGUUUGGAUUCAACAAUCAGUCCUGGAGUCUGUGGUGUUCUUCUUCUUCUUCUUCUCUCUCUUUCUGGCACAACAGCAUUGAGACUGAUCUCAGAGUUCCAUCACCCUCCAGAAUAGGAGUGUAUGUGGAUCACAGUGCAGGAACUCUGUCCUUCUACAGCGUCUCUGACACGAUGAAGCUCCUCCACAGAGUCCACACCACAUUCACUCAGACUCUAUACGCUGGGCUCUGGCUGCCCUGGUCUCCUGGUUCUACAGUGAGAUUGUGUGAUCCAGAAUAAAAGCGUGUAGUGUUUUCUGUAAAAUUCCUGCACGUUGCCACGUUGUUGCUCAGUCGUCUGUUUCACUAGAACACAAUCCAGCUGCACAAAAACACUCAUUUUAAUAUUUAAAUUAAAACAGAUGAAUAAUUUAAAAUAAUUAAAAAGGAAAUGUUAAAAAUUAACUGUCAGACAAGAAACUCGUCAAAUUUAAAAAGAAAAUGAUCUCAUGACCUUCGCAUUAUAAAGUUCUGUUUGUUUCAUAUUAUUCCACAAGGUUAAGUACGCUCGCAUUUGUGGACAUAAAAUAAUUUUGGUGAAAUUGGGCAGCCUUGUCUGAGUCCACGUAACAUCUUAAAUUUUGGUGUCAUUCCAGGGUUAAGGGAGAUAUAACUAUAAAUAUCAUUGUGAAAUAUUUUAAUAACCUUGCAGAACCCUUUUCCAAAUCCAAGAUUUUUGAGUUUUAUAAACAUAAAAUUGUGCUCCACAGUGUCGAAUGCUUUGAAAAAGUCUAGAAAUAAAACAAGACUGAUUGAAUAAUUGAUUGGUAAUCAGUCAUAUCCAGAAUCAGUCGGACGUGGUUUUGAAUAUAUCUUCCCUUCAUGAAGGCUGAUUGAUAUUCGUCUACAAGUUUUACAAGUCCACGCUUUAGACGAUUAGCAGAUACUAAGGCAAAUAAUUUAUCAUUGCAUAGUAAGGUUAUAGGUCUCCAAUUGUCUAGCAACAAGAAGUCUUUUUUGGGUUUUGGUAGCAAGGUUAUUAAGCCUGUCUUCAUCGUCAGGGAUAAACAUCCUUUGUGAAUGCAUUCUAAAAAUGCUCUAUAUAAUUUUUUUUAAAAUAUCCACCCAAAAGUAUUUUAAAAAUUCAGAUGUUAAGCCAUCGAUUCCUGGUGAUUUGCCAUAUUUCAUUUGUUUUAAUGCAAUUUCAAUUUCUGUUAUAGUUCGUUCCUCAUCAAGUGUAUGUUUGUCUUCAUCCAGUUUUUUGAUGUCAUCAUUGAUGGGAUAAAAUAAGACGUCACGUUCUGAUUUAUUAAAUUUAAGUUACAAUAAAUGAGCCAAAUUUAAUCCUGUUCUCAUUUCUGAUCUAUUAUAUGAUUGGUUAUAAGCUUACUCAUUUUUUUCUUAGUUUGUCUUUGUUUUUCAAGUCUGAAGAAAUACGAACUUUUUUUUCACCCUGUUUGAUCCAUCCAGCUCUUGAUCCAGUGGAAGCUCCAUUUGCCUUUGUGUACAUUUCUUCUAGUUGAGACUGCAGUGACUAAUUCUGAAAUGUUUUCUAAGGAUAUUUGUGUGUUAUUUACUAAUGUAUUAAUUUUACAUGAUCUUCAGUUUUCUUAAAUUACAUACAAAUUCAUGUAAAAUGACAGUAAUUAUAUAUGUAGCCUGGUAUAUUAAAGU